This is a messenger RNA of Anopheles aquasalis, 2294 nucleotides long. RefSeq names its product facilitated trehalose transporter Tret1-like. Gene Ontology annotation, biological process: transmembrane transport. Lineage: Eukaryota; Metazoa; Arthropoda; Insecta; Diptera; Culicidae. The record is from RefSeq and is a predicted model, not a curated record. Gene Ontology annotation, molecular function: transmembrane transporter activity. Gene Ontology annotation, cellular component: membrane.
GCUAAAUGGCGCACGGUGGCAGAGAGACAGUGAGAUGCUGACAAGUCCAGCUCAGUCAACAGCUUGUACGCUUUGAAGUUGGACGGCACUGGUGGUCUGCUCCAACCGGCUAGGGUCUAGCCAACCGAAUGGAUUACCGUUUAUUAUCUGCGCACCGUCAAGUGUUAUAGCAUAGUGUGGCCAGUCCUUCCGGCGGAUCGGAUUCCAGGCGGUUGCUCGUGAGGAUAUAUAAAAAGUGGUCACUAUUGGCGUCAGAUGGGACAACACUUAAAGCCGACGGAAUGUGCACAAAUCAGGGGCCAACUAUCGAGAUGCACCUAGUGGCGCAGUGCAUCAGUGUACAGUGAACGCUUACGACCCACCGAAAGGUAGCUGCACCGUGACGGAGUGGACUGUUGCGUUACACAUGGCCGUGAUACCCGUACACUAGCGUCUUAGUCAGUGUUAGAACAACCAAUUCUCACCUCGCUUGGCUUGAGCGCAUUUAGCAGCAGCAUCAGCAUCUUGCAAUCGAUCAGUGUCAAAACAAAAUGUGGCUCACUAGCAUUGCACUUUUUCGCUCCUGUCGCCAGUAUCUUGCCGCUAUUUUGGCCAACCUAUCAGUGACCUGCACGGGAUGUGCGAUGGCAUGGACAUCACCGGUGGAAUCGAAGCUGCGCAAUCUGCAAACGUCACCGCUGGCAGCCGUACCGACGGAUGCGCAACUUGCCUGGAUCGGGUCCAUACUGGCCCUUGGAUCGUUGGCUGGACCUCCGGUAGCUGGCUUUGUGGCGCAUCGGUAUGGACGCAAGAUGGCCCUGCUGGCCAGUGGUGCACUGUUUAUCGUAUCCUACAUCCUGUUCUUGACCGCGGGCACCGUGGCGCAGAUUCUGGUUGGACGGUUCCUGCAAGGUUGCGGCAUUGGAUUCGCGUUGGCCAUUACUCCGCUGUACGUGUGCGAGAUUGCCACUUCGAACCGGCGUGGAAUGUUGGGCUCUUUGGUGCAGCUGUGCAUGACCGCCGGUAUGCUGUACGUGUACGGCACUGGACCGUACGUUAGUUAUGCUGCCAUGCAGUACAUUAUGUUGGCCAUUCCGGUACUGUACUGUCUGGCGUUCAGUGCGAUGCCGGAGACGCCACACUUUUACGUCGCGAAAGGAUGCUACGCUGAUGCGUCCCGAUCGCUUGAGUUUCUGCGCGGUGAACCGAUCGAGGAUCUGGAGGAGGAGUUUGGUUCUAUUCAGCAAUCGGUUGAGGAAUCGAUCCGGGAUCGGGCCAGCUUACGUGAUCUGUUCCGGGGUCAUGCGAACGUUCGAGCUUUGUUCAUUUGCACCAGUAUCAUCAUCUUGCAGCAGCUAUCUGGCAUCAAUCCGGUUCAGUUCUUUACGCAGACGAUCUUCGAAAAGACGGGCACAUCGGUACGGCCCGAGCUGGCCGUCAUUAUUAUUGGGUGCGUGCAGGUGGUGGCCAGUUUGGUGACCGUGCUCACGCUGGACAAGCUUGGCCGUCGACCGUUCCUGCUAAUGUCGGCUGGUGGUAUGUGCUGUGCACUCGUUGCCCUCGGUACUUACUUCUAUUUGGAUCGCCAUAGCUGGGCCUAUCCUGCUGGUCUGCUCGAUCGCCUCGCUUUCCUGCCGAUCUUGUCGCUGGUCGUGUUUACGGCUUCGUUCUGUCUUGGUUUCGGUCCGGUUGCGUGGUUGUUGGUGGGCGAAAUGUUUGCUCCGAAUAUUAAGCAUCUGGCAUCCUCGGUCGUCUCCAGCACCUGUUGGUGUGCAUCCUUUUUCGUCCUGUUUUACUUCAGCACACUCGAUGAGGCCCUUGGGACGCACUGGCUGUUCUGGAUGUUUGCGAUUUGUACGGCCGGAGGAUUUGCCUUCACUUAUCUGUUUGUGAUUGAGACGAAGGGAAUGUCGCUGCCGGAGAUUCAAGCGAGGCUCAACGAAACAGCACCGGUCGUUAGUGAUAAGGCUUAGAGUUAGAGUGCCGAGUAGUACCGGUGAAACCUUGGCGUUAAGCUCGUCAAACAAACACCGUGGCCCGUGAGUGGUUUUUAAGAUGAUUAGAUUAAGAUCCAUUUAUGGAUGAUAGCUGGUAGGUAGGUCUACUAUCGGUCCAUCGAUGAUGUUAGCGCUCUAGCAGGUUUCAAGAAAACAUGAAACUCAAUCUCAGCUCCAUGAAAGCUGCCAACCAACAGAUGGAACCAAUGUGAAGCACUUCCAGUGAUAGAUGGUGCUUCUGCAUUACUGAUAGUCCAUGUUCUUGCUGUAAAAUUUGUUUAAAAAUAAAAUCCAUACACGCUUUUUUUCUGUUCGAAA